Molecule: messenger RNA, 10499 nt
Organism: Lytechinus variegatus (green sea urchin)
Lineage: Eukaryota; Metazoa; Echinodermata; Echinoidea; Temnopleuroida; Toxopneustidae
Product: syntaxin-binding protein 5-like
Exons: 25
Coding region: 59-3427 (1122 amino acids)
Biological process (GO): regulation of exocytosis; regulation of protein secretion
Cellular component (GO): plasma membrane; SNARE complex; cytoplasm
Molecular function (GO): myosin II binding; syntaxin binding; GTPase activator activity
Source: RefSeq, a predicted model, not a curated record
UAGACCUGGGGUAGACUGUCACGUGAGGCAUGAUUCUGACACAGCAGUCCUCCAGCUUAUGUUUCUUGUAAAUGAGGGGGCCCUUGUUAGUGUAUGUGCAGAUGAUAGCUUACAUCUAUGGAAUCUUCGUCAGAAAAGACCAGCAAUCCUUCACUCACUCAAGUUCAAUAGAGAAAGGAUAACAUACUGUGAUCUCCCUUUUCAAAGUAAAUGGCUAUACAUCGGAACAGAAAGGGGGAACGUCCACGUUGUUAACAUAGAAUCGUUUGUGCUUUCCGGUUAUGUAAUCAAUUGGAACAAAGCAAUCGAAUUAUCAAGAAAAACCCAUCCAGGUCCAGUUGUACAUCUUAGUGAUAACCCAGUAGAUGGAAAUAAGUUACUAAUAGGUUUUGAGACGGGUGCCGUGGUAUUAUGGGACCUGAAGACGAGAGUGGCUGAAUACCGGUAUAACUGCAGCCAGCCCGUCCGCAGCAUCGCCUGGCACUACGAGGGCAAGCAGUUUGUGUGCAGCCACAUGGAUGGCACGCUCACGAUAUGGAACGUCAAAAACUGCAACAAGCCUGCCAAUAUCAUCUCUCCUCACGCCAAAGUACCUGCCAAAGGAUUAAAACCAGAGCCGUGUGCCCCCGUGCCCAAGGUCGAAUGGGCAUCUGUCAAAAGCGGGGACCCCUACAUUCUCUUUUCGGGUGGACUGACGUACGAGAAAGCCACCCAAACACCCAGCAUCACUAUUAUGCAAGGCAAGACCACCACCGUACUAGAAAUGGAACAUUCCGUCGUCGACUUUCUCACUCUUUGUGAGAAUCCAUGGCCGAGUAAUCCACAAGAACCUUAUGCUGUGGUAGUCCUGCUCGAGAGUGAUCUAGUGGUCGUUGACCUUUUAUCACCAGGGUACCCUUGCUUUGAGAACCCAUAUCCAAUGGAUCUUCACGAAUCUCCUAUAACAUGUGUACAGUACUAUGCAGAUUGCCCAUCGGAUCUUAUACCCGCUCUCUACUCAACUGGAGCGAAUGGCCUCAACAGGAAGAAAACAGCCUACAGUAAGAGGAAUUGGCCAGUGAAAGGAGGAGAGUGGGGGUCUGGUGGCAGCAGUGAUCAAGAAAUCAUCAUUACAGGGCAUGCAGAUGGCUCAAUCAAAUUUUGGGACGCAUCACAGGUCAUGCUUCAAGUUCUCUACAAACUCAAGACUGCCAAGGUGUUUGAGAAAGCCAAGCAAGCCAAGACGCUGGAUGGCGACGAUGACCCCUUCGCUAUCCAGCUGGUCAAGCUCUGCUCGGAGAGUAGGAUGCUCUGUGUGGCCGGAGCCAGCGGUCAUCUACUCCUCUACCGCUUCAGCAAGAUGGAGGCUUCAACUGAGCUACCGACACUAGAGAUCUCGAUAGUAUACGAGGCUGAGGAGCCCGAAACGCCCGAGACUGAGAUGCCCCCUAUGCCCAUCCAACCGGCACCCCUCAAGCGCAACACCAGCACGGUGAGUGCCAGCAGCGUGGCCUCGGCGACCCUCCCCUCCACGCCCAUCCAGCAGACGUCGACCACGCCCGCGCCCAGCCCCAUCAACCACCCCCAUCAUCACCACCAGCAUCAGCAACAGCACCAGCACCACUCCCAUCAGACGGGCGGGGAGGGGCUGAGGGACAACGUGCCCAACCUGAGGGUGAAGGGCGGGGCCCACAAGAGGGGGAUGGGCUUCCAGCCCUCGCUAUGUGUGCAGCUGCUCUGGGUGGACGGGGAACCCCCUCCGACCAUCACUUGCGUGGAGAUCAGUUCGGCCUAUGGCUUACUGGCUUUUGGGACCACCAACGGGCUGGCAAUUGUCGACUACCUUCAACGGACCUGCCUACUCAACAUGGGCACGCCCGAUCUGUAUGGCUCAGCAGACCCUUACCAGCGCACCCCAAGAUCUCCGAAGAAGAACAAAUCGCAGCCGCAGGGCCUCGGCGACAUCGUGGAACAGUACAUGUCGGACCAGGAGAGGUGUAGGUCACCGGUUGGCUCAAGCAUGGCGGGAGAGUCGAACGGAGUAUGCAUCAGCCCGACCGGCAACAGUGCGAUGCGGGGCGGCGGCGGCGGAGGCAGCGGCGGAGUCAAGCCCCGCAACAACCACGACCCGUCUCAGCUCCGGCGCAGUAAGUCCCAAGGCUGUCGCAAGAUGAUGGCCAAGACGCAGUCCACCGUCUCGGACACCGGAGGACCCAAUGGGGAUGGAGGAGGAGGAGGAGGAGGAGGAUCCAUGGGAGGAGGUAGCUCCGAUAGUACCAUGAGCUGCAUGGGUGGCUUCCUGAAUCGUAGUGAGGGCUCAUUCACACGCUCACGGAGCUCCAGCAUGUCGAGCCUGGAGAAGGAGACUAGGGAAGGAGUCCAGAAUCUUAUAUUUUCAGAGUCCUACACAAGAAAAGAAGAAUCUGUGACUUGUCCAUGUCUAUGGGUAGGAACUACUCUAGGUUCAGUGCUUGGUAUUGUUGUAAAUCUUCCACCUCCUGGUGAACAAAGGCUAUCCCAACCGGUCAUCGUCACACCAAGUGGUACUGUAUUCAGGCUGAAAGGCUGUGUAUUACACAUAGCCUUCCUAGACUGUAACGGUCUUCAGGUCCCACCAGCAUGCGAUGUGUGGAGGGACCCCAACAAAGAAACCAGGGAAGGAAGAGAUAAAAAGCCGUUACUACAAAGAAGUCGAAUGUCUCCCUCAUCAUCCACGGAGAUAGCUGAUCGUCAGUUCGUUGUCAUCUGCUCAGAGAAAGAGGCUAAGGUAAUAUCACUACCUUCCCAGACUUGUGUGUACAGAACGAAAAUAUCAGAAUCAUCUUAUGUUGUACGCAGUGAUGUCAUCAGUAUGCAAAACAGCGUAUGCCUGGCGUGCUAUGUAGCCAAUGGUCAUAUUAUGACUUACAGUCUACCUAGCUUCAGGCUUCUACUAGACAAAGAAUACCUUCCACUUACAGAUCUCAGGAUCGGCAGAACAUUCCAAUUUAGCUCACACGGUAAAGGCUUGUAUCAAUGCUCACCCACAGAGGUACAAAGGUUUACAAUAUGCAGUGAAGCGAGUGAGAACCUUCAUGAUAUGCUAGGUGAUCUGUUCUUACCUGUUAACACACCAGAAGCACCUAGUAAAGGUUUCUUCAAGGGACUCUUUGGAGGUGGUGGAGGAGCGCUAGACAGGGAAGAACUUUUCGGUGAGACUGCGGGUAAACCAUCGAAGAGCGUUGCAAGACACAUUCCAGGGACAGGGGGACUCGAAGGGGUGAAGGCCCAGGCAGGAGGGGCCAUGGGAGAGGUUGCAAAGGCCAGAAUUGCAUUGUACGAGAGAGGUCAAAAGUUGAGCGAACUCGAAGAGAGGACAGCCCAGAUGAUGGCGAAUGCAGAGAACUUCCAACAGGCGGCUAACCAAAUCAUGCAAAAGUACAAAGACAAGAAGUGGUAUCAAUUUUAACACACUGCAGCUUGCACACCUGGGGUAGGAUUUCAUUUACCACUUUUAUUAUCCCCGUCAUCGAGGAUCUUCGUUGCGGUGGUGGGCGCGAGGUUGACAUACGUGUAGCGUCCGCCCAGCGACGGGAGCGGUGCGGGCAUUUUUCUUUGCGCGGUCGGACCGAGGAUUUGAGCGACAGAGCAUUUCACUUACCACUUCACGUCGGCGUCACGGUUUUCGUUUUCAAUGCAACUGCUUUUUGAAAAAACUGAGAGGAACAGAGCUUUCGUAAAGAUGGUUGUAUUUAUCCGUUCUCUCUCGUAAAAAAAACGAAGGAUGGAUCACGCAAGACGGUGAUUGUCAAACUUCGGACGAUGAUUAGUAUUGUGAGUUGGAGGAGGUCAGGAGCAAAGACUUUCCAAUAAACACAAGAUCACACACGCUUGCUUGCUCAGACAACCUGUUUUGUUGCGGGGGUGACUAAAAGAAUGGAUGACGCGGUGGCGGAGGUAGGUGUGUUGCCAUGGUAACGUGAUGGAUGGUGGUUAGCAAUGUACCGAUGCAUGACUUGAUUAGCUGUCGAGAGAAGGAGCCAGAGCAUACACGCCGUCAGAUGGGAUUUACAGAGAGGGGGAGUGAUCUAAAGCUGGAACAGCCGGCAUCCUCACCCUCUCCCAGUGCACGCUCUUACAAUUUAGCGAUUACAUUCACACACGUCGGGUUCAGGCAAUACGUGACAUAGAUUUUGAGACGUAUUCCUCGCGGGACGACGACGACAACGCGGGGCAGUCUCGACGGAAAUCCGGUGAAUUCAAAGCUAGUCUGACAGAUGCAGUAGCUAUUCAGGAGAAGUAGGGUGUAUUAAUUAAAUCAUAGAUAAUGUUUGUGAUUGUUUCUAAGCAAAUUUUACGAAUGAAUACUUGGGUCCUGAUUUUCUUCCAAAGUAUAUAAUUGUAUACAUGAUUCUGAAUGGAUGGUAGACUAGAGUUAUUGGUGUAACCCUAGAUAUUCCCCUAGUGUGGUUCUCUUCCCUUUAGUCAUAUACAAUAUCAUAUAUAUGUAAUUUAUAUACCAAAUUAUCACUCAAAACAAUGCAAAACAAAAACAAUUUUGAGAGUGAAAUUUCCUCUCUCUUCUCUCUCUCUCUCUCUCUCUCAUUCUCUCUCUCCCUCUCUCUGCUAUCUAAUCUCUCCCUUUUUUUCUUAAGAAGUCGUAGGUCGUUGUAACUUCCAUUUUUAGCUCUGUUAUCUUCACAACUCGUGGAUGAAAUGGUUUUCGCUGCUAUUAUGUACAUUCCAUUAUGGUUCGGAAGAAUAGGAAUUUCCGUGCGGUUGAACAAAGUUGCUUGUUUCAUCCAAUCCUUUUCUUCUCUUUGGAAAGUUGAUUUCGCUCCAGCAUUUUCAGUUCAUACUGACACCAAGCGGUAGUUUUGCUAUGGAAGAUUGAUGAUUUCAUAUUUUCAUUUAGAACUGGAUUUACAUGUUCAUUCUAGUUUCUAUACUUAAAAGUGUUCUAGGUAAUUCAACGGCAAUGCUUUGCAUCGUCUUCGCGUUGUGUUUGCAGUGACGAUACUUUUAUCACAUGCAACGUGCUCUUGCAAAAAAAAAUAAUAAUAAUACAUGUCAAACUUUUGUUGUCCUUGAUGUUUGUUUAUAUUUCAAUAAUAUACUGUACAUAAGAAUUGUCUCAAUAUAUGUAGUUUAUAGAAGUAUUUCAUAUACGAACAUGAGACUUGAGAGAAAGAGAGGCAUUAUCUUGUAUGAUUGUGCUAAAAAAAUGACAUUCACAGCACUUAUGGCUAUGAUGUGCAACUUGUAUAGACAACAUUGUGAAAUAUAUACAUCGUAUGUUCACAUUAUUUUUCAUUUCAUUGUGCUUGAGGUCACAUAACGCACUGUCUUUAUCCAUGUUUUUUGCCGGAUGAAGUAUGAUAUUUUUUAGCAUUUGGUCUAUUUUUCCCCUUUUCUCAAGAUUUGUUUUUCCCCCUUGAUUACAGUAUAUCUGUACUUGGCAAAUAAAACGAAUUAUCCUUCAUACCAAUACACCGUUUGCAGAAAUGCAAACAUGUUCAUAAUCAUAUACUAUUCCUGUAAAUAGCGCUUUGUAUAUAUUAAAAAAAAAUUGAGUUGGAAAAAAAUAUGCUAGUUAUACUAGAAUAUGAUAACAUUUAUGCCAUGUAUUAUGUAAAAAAAAAUAAUCUAGUUUUAUUUAAUUUGUGCAGUUGCAAUUUUAUGUAUUCAAACAGGCAAUCUGGCUUGUGGCUUUGAAAUUGAUUUAUAUAUCUUCUUGGAAUUAAUCAGCGAGUCUGAAUUGGAAAUUGCCAGUGUUGUGGGAUUGUGUUUUUUUGUGUUGGAGAGAGGAGAAGUCAUUGGUCGACCUGGAAUUUGGGGAAUGGGUAAACGAUUUAAAAUCACUUUUUUAUUUAUUCAAACCGAAGUUACCAGGGCUUUAUUCAAGCUGGUGAUAUAAUGUUCAGUUUUAGCAUGGCUUUUCUCAGGUUUCUGCCCUACUACGUGCCAUAAAAAUACUCAUGUCCUACUCAAGUCAUACUAAUAAUGAUAACAUUUAAUUGACAUCUCCUUUAUUUACUAAUUAUUUAUAUACAGUGUAUAUACCCAGUUAAUCAGAGGCAUCAUCAAUUCAGAAAGCUCUCCCUAUUUUUUCUUUUCUUAUUUUUUUUUCAACUUUACCCUGGUGGUAUAUUAUUUCUGAGAGCAUUUUUUGAAAGGAGAGAAUCGUUAACUGCUUAAUUUGUAUUCGAAAAUUUACAUGCUACCAAUAUUUAUCGCGAACUGCUGUGCAAUCUAUUUUUGUUUUCAGUAAACUGUUUAGGAAGUCAGUUACAAAAGUAUUUUCAUUAUUUAUUCAUGUUCAAAGAUUUCCUCCAUAUUCAAAGUAAUAAGGAGCUAAUGAAGGAACGUGUAUUUCCAUGAAUUUACAAUUUUGUUUCUAAUUCAAUCCCUAAUGUGAAGUAUACAUAUAGUUUGCUUUUAAAAAGUUUGAAAAAUAGGGAUGACUUGAAUUUAUAAAGUCAUUCUAUAAAUUUCCAAGGUGUGAGGAGUUUUGUGAUUUGGUAAUAGUUACCGAAAUCCACAGUAGUGAACAAUUUUAUAAGGAUUUGAAAGGGGGAUAAAUAUUGGUAUUCAAAUAUCAAUUUUAAAAGGAUUUAAUUCUCAUAAUCUCUUUGCAUUUAGUGUACAGAUGGUUUCAUUCUGCUUUGUGACCCAUUUUCUUGCCUUCGAGUUAAUAUGUGUAUUUCCUUAUAUGGUCUUGUUAGAACUUAAAUGUAAUAGGGUACAUGUAAAUCUGAAAAAUAUGUAACUUCUGACUUUUAUUACAAUGAAAAUACUAAGCCCAUUCCGGUAUUCAAAUAUUUUGUUAGAAAUUUGAGAUACUAAUAUCAAACAGAAUAAAGUCAAUUAUUUUGAUUAUCUUCAUUGGCAGACAGAAUUUGUGUGAAACAUGAUUUUCAAAUUAUUUUGCAAUUGCCAAGCCACUUUCAUAAUGUUUUCAGUGUGAAUUUUGGCUGAAAUUCGCUUAAGAGAAGUAAAAUGCUAAGUAAUUAAUCGAAUACACACAUGUAUUACUUGAGUAAAGUAUUCUUUGGCAAGCAAAAUGCAUUAAUAUACCUCAUUAAAUUUUGAUUACUUCAUUAUUGAAUUGAACUUCGGUCCUGUUCUUAUGGUUCAAAUAUACAAAUCAUUUCAAAAUAGUAAUCAGAUAGAUUAAAUGUUCUACAUUGAACAGAUAAAAGCUACAAUCCCAGCUAUUAUUGUAUUGUCAUAGUUAUAUAUUUUUGAAUAUGCUCCAAAUAUACAAAGUGCAUGACAAGUGUACUCAUUUGAGCUGUAUUCUUUUAAUAGCUUAAUUUACAAAUAAUGACUUGACCAAUUGGUUGAAAUUGGUUGAAGUUAUCCAUCUGCAAGACAUUUCGAGACAUAUCUCAAGUAAUCGUUAUUAUCAACUGCUCUUUUGAUAUUUCCUCCCACUCUUUGUCCAUGAAAUAUAUAUCGAAAUACACACAUAAUCCAGUCAUCUACAAUGUUGCAUUUCAAACAAUACCCAUAAAAUCCAUUUUGACCAUUUGAGAAUAUUGUGUAGAAUGCUUUGUGUUAUUUUGACAAAAUCAUUUGAUGGUAGAAAUAUUGUUCAGUUGUUCUGAGAUGCGUUUGUAGAUGCAAGUACUACUCAGCUGCUUGAAGACGUUGGGUAAUAUUUACAAAGGUCUUGUUUAAAAUCUUCCCGAACUUUGAUAUGUGUUGUAUGCAAUGUUGUUCAUAUGGAUGAAAAAGAACACCCAGAAAGAAAGAAAAAAAUGAAUUCCUAAAGACACUUUAAAGAAAUCUGCACUUGAAAAAAAAUCACUUGAUUUUGAUGCUGUGGAUUCUCAUUUCAACACAUGUAGUCUAUGGGCUCAAAGUGGGAUGGUGUUUCUGGUCAUUUUUAAAGCAUUUAGAUAAUGAUAUUCAGGUGUAAGUUUGUAGGGCUUCAUUGAUACAACAUAUCACAGACAGAGGUACAUGUAAUAAGUGAGACCUUGUCGCUCAGAUUUUGUUUCUGUCAAAUCAAUUUUAACCAAUGCCUUUUUAAGUAACGAUUCAUAGCUCACAUAUCUUGUAAUGAUCUCCACUCAAGGACGAGUCUGUCUUCUGGUGUCUAAGUCUUUCUUAUUCUCACGAGGUAGCGUCCAGUCACCUUUUGUCGCUCACUUCUGCGAAUGCAACCUUGUACAGCACUCGUAUGUAUAUAGCGUGUAACAUACACCGCACGAACAUUCACUCAACCAACAUUCCAUAGCUUACAAACGCACUCACCUGAACUUAAUCAUCGGUGCAGCAUAGAAUGGCUCAUUUUAAUUACGUCAUGUCAACGAUUCUUGCAUAAUACAGUUCUUUUCAUUCGGUUAUUUGUAUUUAUGGCACGUUACACAGAAAUAUUGAUCAUAUUGAUGAAAUUUGAAUAUGUUUGGUGUCCCGAUCUGCCAAUCAUUUUGUAUCUGAUUUGUUUGUAAUUUUACAUUGAUAACAUUAGACUAGAGAGAAUAUAUGAUUCUGUUGAUUAAAUGUCUAGCUAUAUAUUUGUCGAGGCAUCUGUAAGUGCCGUUAUUUAGAUUAUUAUUGGAAUUUGCUUAUAAUGCAUAAUGUUGGUGGAAUGAUAGAUCAUGAAGCUUGCAAGAUUUGUAUUUGUUUUUUUUAGUUAAUGAUUAUUGAAUUUCCUUUAUGCCAAGCCAUUCCAUGAUACGUUUGGAUAUUGAUGAAAAUUGAAAUGUACGUUUUACACAAUCAUAUAUUGCUAUUUUAUUUGAUAUUUCUGAUAGAUCAUGAAGAUAUUAGUUGUUGCAUUGGAGUUAUGUGUUCUAAUUAAAAGACUGAAACAUUCUGGAUUUUUGCCAAAUACCAACAGAAGUUGUCUAUGGAAUAUGAUGUAACUUACAUUCCAAAGCUACAUAUACCUAUUCAAAUCUUACAUUCUUUGACUAUCCAUAUUUUUGUAUUAAUCUAUUUCCAUCUCUCCAAAAUGGUUGAAAAUACUGUUUAAAUGUUAUUAUUUUGCAAUGCUAUUCUGCGGAAACUAUUAAAGAUUAAUUCAUUUUAUUGGCAUUCCAAAGCACCAGUUUUUAUAUUGGGAAAUUUUGUGAAAAAGUAUGUCAUUGUAAAAAAUUGUAGGCACUGAACUCUUUAUGAACUUCAUUGCUUUUUAGUAUUCCCAUCCAGUGACACAUCUUUCCUUUUUAAUUUGUUUAUUACCAUUAUGGGAUGAUAUGCUUUCACUCCAUCAGAAUUACUAUAUCUUUAGGACUAUCAACAGGCUUUAUUUAUUGGGCCCCAUCUUACAAAGAGUUUUGAUAAAUUCAAAUGAAACUCAUUUCUUUUUUCUUUCAACAGUAUUUAUUAACCAACUGUAUAUUUUCAUUUCACAUUUGCAUCAAAAUAUCAACCAUAAUCAAAUAAUACAUGCAGAAGACGAUUCAAAUGCUGUGAUCGAUUAUGAUUGCUUAAAUUUCUUAUCUCUAAAAAACAUGAUUUAAGAUUAAUUCCAGUUAAUUCCAGUUUAAGUUUGAUUUGAAUUCAUCACAACUUUUUGUAAGACAUGCCCCAGUAAAAAAUUUUUGUUGUAAUUGUGUUGCUACAACUGAUUUGUUAAAAGAUCUUGUAGAUUGCAUUUUGUUAUCUUCAAAAGUGAAAUUAAUUAUAUUAAAUAAGAUCAAUAUUGAUAUGCUGCUGAUCCAGUUUAGCUUUAUUAAAUUCAUAAAAUAUUAUAAAGAUAAAUAGCCUGUCUAGAAAAUUCAAAUAAAAAUGUUAUUUUCCCAAGAAAGUUAUAAAAUACAAUUUUCAAGAAAUGUCAACCUCUGCCCCACUCCACAAUGCACAAUCCUGUCGAAUAAUAUCCUAACUGCAGAUAACUUUGAAAAGAAAUGAUUUGUUAUUCUUAAGGCAAUACACUGGACAUUGCAAAUUUAUGUUAAAGUAUUAAUGGUAAAUUAACAAUUUUCAAGUCUUGUCUGAAAAUUAUGCAAUCUUGCAAUGAUUUGCACAUUUUAUAUUCUUAAUGUACCCUAGCAAUAUUGAUGAGCAUCUUUAUUUGAACCCCCCCCCCCCCUCCCUUUCCCUCCUUGAAAAAGCCUAUGUAGCAUAUCUCAAUAUCUUUGAUAAUAUGAAUAAUUUCUAAACAAAGAAAGCCUUUGCCAAAGAAACAACUAAUUUACAAAAUUUGAGAUACUUUAUCAGCAAUACAACUGGUAUAUGAAGUGUAUUCGUGUAAAAGGGAGUUACAAGAGGAUUUUAGGACAGUUUUAUGCCAGCUAGAAGUUGCUAUAUUAGAAGGGAAGUUGUCACUUUGGUUGUGACGAGUGAAGUUGAGUAGAAACUGAUCGUUGCCAUGAUGCGACUCUAUUUUUUUCUUUUAAAAAAUUGUUUUCUUGUAUGCUUAAUGCUUAAACUUGCGUUUUGGACAUCAGUGUUGUUCAAUCGAAGGGCGCGGGAUUUUUAAAAAUCCAGAUUUAUUUUCCCUUCAUCAUACUGUGCAAUCUAAUGAUGUAGUUGUAUAUCACAGAUUAUUCAUAUUCGAUUGAUGAAAAUUGUAAUAAUUGAUG